AUGUCGGCACCUAUGGGACCCAUUCUCCAGCAACUGCAGACACUCCCUGCACGCUCGAGACAGGGUCUGAACAACCUGCGCCAACGUCUUUUCCAACAGGGAGAGAGACAGCCCAAAGAAAGCAACUUCCUACGCACUUCCUUCAGCGUCCACCGUCCUGUCUGGGUCACUGCCAGUGGCGGUCUAUACACCAGCAUGGCAGCCGUGUACCUCACCAUGCGAUACAUGAGACGCAUUGCUCGGUAA
This is a messenger RNA of Penicillium paradoxum, 246 nucleotides long. RefSeq lists its product as uncharacterized. Bases 1 to 246 code for a protein of 81 amino acids. NCBI's taxonomy places the organism in Eukaryota, Fungi, Ascomycota, Eurotiomycetes, Eurotiales, Aspergillaceae. The record is from RefSeq and is a predicted model, not a curated record. The transcript is spliced from 2 exons.